AUGAAGUCAGUCUUUUCCGUUGGUAACCGGGCGCCGUUCAGCACGCGUACAGCGUACUGUAUUUUUUUCUAAGGCAGAUUGACGUGUAUUUUCGGUCAUAUUCUGCGUGCAACAAACGGCGAUAAUGAAACCCAUUCUUCUUCAGGGCCAUGAGAGGUCCAUCACUCAGAUCAAAUACAACAGAGAAGGAGAUCUGCUGUUCUCGGUAGCCAAAGACCCAGUUGCGAACGUGUGGUACUCUGUCAAUGGAGAAAGACUUGGCACUUAUAAUGGACACACAGGUGCCGUCUGGUGUGUGGAUGUUGACUGGGACACAAAGAACGUGUUGACUGGAUCUGCUGAUAACAGCUGCAGGCUCUGGGACUGUGAGACAGGAAAGCAGUUGGCUCUGCUGGAGACCAGUUCAGCCGUGAGGACGUGUGGCUUUGACUUCAGUGGGAACAUCAUAAUGUUUUCUACAGACAAGCAGAUGGGCUACCAGUGCUAUCUCAACUAUUAUGACCUGCGUGACCCCCAACAAAUCGAGGACAACCAGCCAUACAUUUCUGUGCCCUGCAGUGAAUCCAAGAUCACCAGUGCUGUGUGGGGUCCGCUGGGGGAGUUUGUCAUCGCCGGCCAUGAAAAUGGAGAAAUUAACCAGUUCAGCGCAAAGUCAGGAGAGGUUCUGAAGAAGGCGAAGGAACACACCAAACACAUCAAUGACAUUCAGUCAUCAGUGGAUCUCACGAUGAUCAUCAGCGCCUCUAAAGACUGCACCGCCAAGAUGUUUGACUCCACAACACUCGAACACGUCAAAACCUUUAAGACAGAGAGACCUGUGAACUCUGCUGCUAUUUCACCCAUUAUGGACCAUGUGGUGAUGGGAGGUGGUCAGGAGGCCAUGGAAGUCACCACCACUUCUACUAGGAUUGGCAAAUUCGAGGCCAGGUUUUUCCAUGCAGCUUAUGAAGAGGAGUUUGGUCGUGUGAAGGGACAUUUCGGCCCUAUUAACUGCGUGGCCUUUCACCCCGAUGGGAAGAGUUACAGCAGCGGUGGAGAGGAUGGUUACGUCAGAAUUCAUUACUUUGAUCCCCAUUAUUUUGAUUUUGAGCUUGAAGCGUAAUAUCCAGAGACCUCCAGCAUUUUUAACACCGGUAACCGCAUAACUCAGCUGCACAAGAUCCACCAUGGACAUGGUGGUUUAUACACUCACUACCAUACAGAUAUUUUUUUUUGAGCAAUGUGUAUUUAAUGAACUUCACAUUCUCAAUAAACUGUUUGAGAUACAA
This is a messenger RNA of Danio aesculapii, 1268 nucleotides long. RefSeq names its product eukaryotic translation initiation factor 3, subunit I (gene eif3i). The transcript is spliced from 11 exons. The record is from RefSeq and is a predicted model, not a curated record. Gene Ontology annotation, cellular component: cytoplasm; eukaryotic translation initiation factor 3 complex, eIF3m. Lineage: Eukaryota; Metazoa; Chordata; Actinopteri; Cypriniformes; Danionidae. Gene Ontology annotation, molecular function: protein binding; translation initiation factor activity; RNA binding. Gene Ontology annotation, biological process: cytoplasmic translational initiation. The coding region runs from base 125 to 1102 and encodes 325 amino acids.